CACUAUCAACUUUUCUUACUAUUUUUUACUGAAACGAAAUUCUUCAACAGAAUAAUGCAAAAAACUAUUCGAUCCCAAGCUCUGAUCUACCGAAAAUUCGGAGAUCCUCUCAAAGUUCUGCAGUUGGAAACUGUCGAAGUUCCCGCCGAGCCGGGCAGUGGAGAGUGUCUGGUAGAGUGGUUGGCUUCUCCUAUUAACCCAUUGGAUAUUAAUCGGAUCCAAGGAAACUACGCGGUCAGAGCCGAGCUACCGGUGAUCGGAGGCAGUGAAGGUGUCGGCAGGGUUGUCAAGGCUGGCUCGGGCUCCCGCUUCAAAUCUGGAGACCAUGUGACAAUAUUCUCAGCGAAUACACCUAUUUGGACGGAAUUCGGAGUAGUUGAUGACGAUGAGCUAGUCAAAUUGGAUAAUAGAAUUCCUUUGGAUCUCGCCGCAACUCUCAUGAUAAAUCCGCCGACAGCAUGGAUUAUGCUCAAAAAAUACGUGAAUCUUCAAAAAGGCGAUUAUAUUAUUCAAAAUUCUGCAAAUUCCGGUGUCGGUAGAAGUGUUAUCGAAAUGUGCAAAGCAUUAGGCUAUAAAAGUAUUAAUAUCGUCAGAAAUCGGCAGAAUAUUGAAGCUUUGAAGACAGAUUUAUGGAGGAUUGGAGCAGAUCACGUGUUUACUGAAGAAGAGUUCAAGGGCACUUCUAGGCAGUUUCUGAAAUCAAUCAAUGUUCGUCCAAAACUUGCCCUAAACGGAGUCGGCGGGAAAAGUGCUCUACAAAUUAGCUCUGUGCUCGAGAGAGGUGGCACGUGUGUCACGUAUGGUGGAAUGUCGAAAAAAGCACACGAAUUCACAACUUCUGCACUGGUUUUCAAUGAUAUUUGUGUGAGAGGUGUUGCAGUUGGAAUGUGGGCUCGGCAGGAAGAGCAUUUAGAUGAAUGGAAUCUCUGUGUUGAUGAGGUUCAGAAACUCGCGGUUGCUGGAAAAAUCACGGCGAUUCCUAUGGAAAAAGUGGUGUUGGCAGAUCACAAGACUGCGAUUCAAAAAUCUUUGGAAGGCCGGAGCAUCAAACAGCUCUUCGUUAUUAAUUCGAAGGCUUCUGCUUCGCAUAUUUGAACUGUUUAAUUUUUUUGCUGUAUGUUUUGUAUUUAUCAUGUACAAAAAAGUGGAUUUUAAUGUUUUUUUGGGAUUUUCUUCGAAUUUUUCAAGCAUUUAUCACAAAAUAUUCAAUUUUUAAAUCAAAUUCCAUGAUAAAACGUAAUUUUUUUGAGAAUU
Molecule: messenger RNA, 1254 nt
Organism: Caenorhabditis elegans
Lineage: Eukaryota; Metazoa; Nematoda; Chromadorea; Rhabditida; Rhabditidae
Gene: mecr-2
Product: Enoyl-[acyl-carrier-protein] reductase, mitochondrial
Exons: 7
Coding region: 55-1095 (346 amino acids)
Cellular component (GO): mitochondrion
Molecular function (GO): enoyl-[acyl-carrier-protein] reductase (NADPH) activity; oxidoreductase activity
Source: RefSeq, marked reviewed